AUGUCCGUCACUAUCACUAUUCAACUGAUCAAGUCUCGGAUCCACCACGAGCUUGAACACCCGCGCACAUCCGAUCGACGAUCUUUCUCCAUUCAGUAUCUCCCUGGUGUCGGAAAAAUGGCAUCAACCCCCCGCAUUUCAACACAACCCGCAUACUGCUAUGCAUCCCGCAACUUCGUGCCCUCCAUUAAUGGCGCUCCGAAAUAUUACGCUGAAGUCCCGCUCUAUCAACCCCACAAGCCGAAUGAUGAUAUGAGUGCGAUUCUGCAGGAGUGCUGUCACUCGAGGGUGUGGCUGUACUCGGAUCCGAAUCCUUGUACGGCAGUUUGCAAUUCGAAUUCUGUGAAGCAGGCGCAUGAUGUCUCGUACUGCUUGAAUUCGAAGACGAUCAUUUAUGGAGGCAAUGUGCUGGAUUCGGGCAGCUCGUUGAUUUCGCGUUCGACUAGUGUUUGGACUGUGUUGUUGGUUGGUGGGUUGAUAAUCUCAGGGAUGAUGGUUUAG
Molecule: messenger RNA, 501 nt
Organism: Penicillium odoratum
Lineage: Eukaryota; Fungi; Ascomycota; Eurotiomycetes; Eurotiales; Aspergillaceae
Exons: 2
Coding region: 1-501 (166 amino acids)
Source: RefSeq, a predicted model, not a curated record